Camelina sativa (false flax) is the source of this 1002-nucleotide messenger RNA. The record is from RefSeq and is a predicted model, not a curated record. Lineage: Eukaryota; Viridiplantae; Streptophyta; Magnoliopsida; Brassicales; Brassicaceae.
AUGCAGGACCAUCACAGAGCUAUUCUGAAAGAAAAACUUGAGGCUAACCUAGGAAGAAGAAUCAUUUUUGCUGAGCUUGAUACAGGAGGAAAAAUUCUCCGAUGUCCAAAUUGUCACGGUCCAGUCAAAACUGAUCUCGGAGACUGGAUGGCAUAUAAGUUUCAAUGUGAAAGAUGCAAAGCUAAUUUAUCUUUUAGAAACAGCACAGCAGAAACAGCGAGAUUUUGUAAUAUCUCACGUCGUCCUGUGCAAAACAAUCUUGUAAUGCUUGUGUGUGGCGGGUGUCAAGCGAAAGUGAUUCACCAAAGAGGUGACAAAACUGUGAAAUGUUCUGACUGCCAACACAUCAAUAUUACAACAGUUGGAAGAACUUAUGGGGUUCGUCCACCUAACCAAGGUCCUCCGCAAUUUAGCCGGUUUGUUCGGCCUCAAGUUAACCUAAUUGAUUGUCCUCAAGGUACCCAGGUUGUUCCUCCUCACGUUAACCUGGUUCUUCCUCCUCACGUUAACGUGCUUGUUCCUCCUCAAGCUAACCGAGAUCAUCUGCCAGCUUACCGGGUUUUACCUGUUCAAGUUAACAAGGAUCUUCCUCUAGUUUACCGGCUUGUUCCUGAUCAACAUAACCUUCCUAGAGUUAAUCAAGAUCCUCUGCAAGUUUACCAGGUUGCUCUUCAGCAAGUUAACCAGGUUGUUCCUCAGCAAGUUAACCGGGUUGUUCCUCCUCGAGUUUACCGCCGGAGGAACCGUGUAGCAACUGCUGAAACUGAAUCAACUGCGAGUUCUCCUUUCAUUCCAAGGCCUGAGAUCACUGUAGUUGAAUACCCUGAUAAUGCUGUUUCUGAAUCUGUAAGGAAUGUUGCAACCAAGAGAGUAAUAGAAGUAGAAGAAGACAAGACAGAAGCAGCAGGAAGCAAGAAGACUCGUCUCUGAUCGAUUCAAAGUAGUGCCAAAAAUUUCUAUUUGUUUGUUUUUACACAUUUUAGUUUCGUUUAGUUCUUUCCU